Messenger RNA from Triplophysa dalaica, 10808 nucleotides. RefSeq lists its product as uncharacterized. The record is from RefSeq and is a predicted model, not a curated record. The coding region runs from base 1321 to 10509 and encodes 3062 amino acids. Lineage: Eukaryota; Metazoa; Chordata; Actinopteri; Cypriniformes; Nemacheilidae. The transcript is spliced from 28 exons.
UCCUCAAAAUCUUUCAAGAGAACUUCUCGUUGUCUCUCCUUAGCCACAAAAGAAUGGUCUUAAUGUGUUUACACAUAUAUCUUAACAUUGUAUGCUCGUCUCACCUAUAACCUCAAAUGCAUGUUUGCUUAUUGUAUUCCAUUUACAUUCUUGUACAAACUUCAGGAUAGAGAUGCGAUAGAGUAAGCAUGAGAAGCGUUCAUUGUUUCGUGAUAAAGAGGGACUCAUUACCUUGAACACGUAACUUAUUUUAAAAAAACAACGUAUGCAAAAUACCCUGAGUAUUAUUUAAGAGCUCUAUGUUCAAUGGAAUUCUCUUCGUGAAAGAUGCUUUUGUCUGAAUGCGCCCUGGGCUAAUGGUAUUUGUUUGUGCGUGUAGCUUUUCCUUGAGAGUCUUUCCAUUCCAGGUCAUUGCGUGUCAAAGCAACCAAAUUUUGGAAACAUCCUCAUUUAAAAAUAUUACAUUUAAUAGUAAAUGUUUUUAGACAUUCUUUUUUAAAUGCAAUAAGUAUCAGAUCGCCAUUUUGUUUUUAAACCUGUGCAAAUGGAGCCACAUUGAGAUCCCCAUAUCUCUGGGAUUGUAAAGGGUCUAAUAAAUAAAGAGACCAAAUAAAGUCUAGUCUCUAAAAUUUACCUUUAAAAUGUAUGUUAUACUUCUUGAGUGUAUACAAGCUUUUGGAGAAAAAAUGUGUUUUUUCUCAUUUUUGAACUGUCACCAUUCGCAAUUAAUGCGACAAGGAUUGCUAAACUUUACAAAUCUACAAACAAAAAUGUCUGAUUGACAACAUUUUUUUUAACCUCCUGUAAUUUGGAUCCCAUGAUUAAUUUGAGUUUGUCAUUUUUACACCACUCAACAAAACUCAAUAAUUAUUCCUCCAUAGCAUUUAGCUUUUAUUCAAGAAAAAGAAUGAUCAAUAGGAUUACUCAGUUAGUGUUUAAAUCUCACCAUUAAAGGAACAGUUUACUCAAAAAUGAAAAUAUUCAUCAACUCUCCCUCAAGUUAUUCCAAAUCCGUAUGAACACAGAGAAAGGUAUUUGGAAAAAUGCACCAUUGACGAUCAUAUUAGGAAAAACUGCUUUAUAAAUGUUUUUGUUCUGAUGAACACAAAGUCAAUAGCUGCUCUGAAACAAAAUGUGUAACUUUCUGUUUAAAUUUUGUGCAUUUUGGCAUUGACAGUUAAGCAUAAUGGCAUUUUCAAUGUUCACAAUCACAAUACUUUUCAAAAUGUUAAGAAAGGCCAUAAUAGUGUAUUCCUGUCUAAUUUUUAUGAGCGCACCUUCAAAAUACUUUAAUAUAGACUUGUUAUACAGGAAGUGGAAAUGAUUGAUUUGUAUACUUGUCUUCCUGUUGCUCGUAUUAAAACAGGUCAGCACAUGGUGAUAAAACAUCAGAGGGGAGCUGUGAGAGCAGUGAUGGACAUGAGUCUGUUUGUGCUGCUUCUGCUGUCAUGGCUUCUGUGCAGCGCUUAUGGUGUUCCGCGAAAGUACAACUUCAUAAAUCAGAAUAUGACAUGGGCAGCAGCUCAGAGUUACUGUAGAGAGAGGUUCACUGAUCUGGCAACUGUAGACUCUAUAGAUGAUGUGAACAGGACGGUGAAUACAGUGAAUGAUGGAUACAGUGGAUCAGUGUGGAUUGGACUGAAAAGGGGCACACAGCAUCGUUGGGUUUGGUGUGGAGAAAACACAAUCUCCGAGUACAUUAACUGGGAGCCAGGACAGCCAAAUCAACCAUUAAGUGAAUUUUGUGUGUUUAGCUCUAAUGGGGGUUGGCAUGAUAUGCCGUGUAAAUCUGUUCUUCCUUUUGUGUGUUACAAUGGUGAGUUUUGUGUUUGUUUCAAUUUAAGAAUGUGCAAUUUAGAAAAAGAAGAGCUGAUUUUUUUGAAUCUAUCAAUAGAAAAUGGGUACAUCAUGGUAAACAGUUAUAAAAACUGGACAGAUGCUCAGAGUUACUGCAGACAGUAUCACACUGAUCUGGCCACCAUCCACAGCCUUGAGGAGCAGAACCAGCAAAGUGCAGUUGUAGGAAGCGGACAAAGCGUCUGGAUCGGUCUGUCUCUGGACUCUUGGCAGUGGUCUGAUCAAUGGAAUCUCAUUUUUAGAAACUGGGCAGCAGGAUACACAUCACAGACAUCAGAAUCUGGUGAUUGUGCUGUCAUGUCCACAACUGACUCUGGGAAAUGGAUUCAGGACAGCUGUGAUCUUCACCAUCCUUUUCUCUGCUAUGGACGGCCCAAACCUCUUUAUCGACCUCAUCACUACAUCAACACUAGAAUGUCUUGGUCAGAAGCUCAGAGUUACUGCAGAGAGAGAUUCACUGAUCUGGCUACUGUAGACUCUAUGGAUGAUGUGAACAGGAUGAUAAAUAAAGUGAAUGAUGGAUACAGUACAUCAGUGUGGAUUGGACUGAAGAGGGCGACACAGAGUCGAUGGGGAUGGUCUAUGGGAGACACUCUUACACAGUACACUGGUUGGAAGUCAGGAAAACCUAAUGGUGAUGGAGUAUGCGGCGAACUUAACAAUGGAGAAUGGAACGAUCUUCCAUGCAGCACAAAUUAUAGUUUUGUGUGCUACAAUGAAACUAUUGGAAACAUCCUGAUACAGACUCUGAAAAACUGGAGAGAUGCUCAGAGUUACUGCAGACAGUAUCACACUGAUCUGGCCACCAUCAGCAGCCCUGAGGAGCAACAACAGCUGAAUAAUCUUGCUGGAUAUACCUCACAUGUCUGGAUCGGUCUGUUCUCUGACUCUUGGCAGUGGUCUGAUCAAUGGAGUCUCUUCUUUAGAAACUGGGCAGCAGGACAACCAUCAACAUCUGGUGAAUGUGUCGCCAUGUCAUCAGCAACUCCUGGGAAAUGGGCUCAUGAUAGCUGUAAUCUGAAACGUCCAUUUUUCUGCCAUGGAUGGCCCAAACCUUUAUAUCGACAUUAUCACUAUAUAAAUGAAAGUAGGUCAUGGUCAGACGCUCAGAGUUACUGCAGAGAGAGGUUCACUGAUCUGGCAACUGUAGACUCUAUAGAUGAUGUGAACAGGACGGUGAAUACAGUGAAUGAUGGAUACAGUGGAUCAGUGUGGAUUGGACUGAAGAGGGCGACACAGAGUCGAUGGGUCUGGUCGAUGGAGAACAACACACUCUCUCAGUAUAUUAACUGGAAAGCAGGAGAGCCAAACUUUGAUGGAGAGUGUGUAGGGAGUUCUAAUGGAAGUUGGUUUGAUGAAACAUGCUCAACUUUACUUCCAUUUGUGUGUUACAACGGCACCGCUGGUUUUAUUUUUAUUAAUAUGACUCUGACUUGGAGAGAUGCUCAGAAUUACUGCAGACAACAUCACACUGACUUGGCGAGUGUCAGCAGUCCAGAGCAACAGCGUCUGAUCAAUGAUAAAUCAUCAGUCUGGAUCGGUCUGUUUCUACACUCCUGGCAGUGGUCUGAUGAUUGGAGUCUCAGUUUCAGAUAUUGGACAACGGGACAACCAUCCAACAGUUCAGCGUCUGGUAACUGUGUUGCCAUGACAACAAAUGACUCUGGAAAAUGGGUUUAUGACAACUGUGACCAAAAGUUUCCCUUUAUUUGCCAUGGACGGCCUAAACCUCUUUAUCGACUGUAUCACUACAUAAACACCACACUGUCAUGGUCAGAAGCUCAGAGUUACUGCAGAGAGAGGUUCACUGAUCUGGCUACUGUAGACUCUAUGAAUGAUGUGAACAGGACGAUAAAUAAAGUGAAUGAUGGAUACAGUGGAUCAGUGUGGAUCGGUCUGAAGAGGGCAACACGGAGUCGAUGGGGAUGGUCUAAUGGUGAUGACAGCUACACACAGUACAGAGGGUGGGGUACAGGAGAACCUCAUGGUGAUGGAGAAUGUUGCGAACUUAAGAAUGGAGCUUGGAACGAUCUUCCAUGUAGUACAGAUUUUGGUUUUGUGUGCUACAAUGAAACUAUUGGAAACAUCCUGAUAAAGACUCUGAAAAACUGGACAGAUGCUCAGAGUUACUGCAGACAGUAUCACACUGAUCUGGCCACCAUCAGCAGCCCUGAGGAGCAACAACAGCUGUAUAAUCUUGCUAGAAAUGUUUCACGGGUCUGGAUCGGUCUGUUCUCUGACUCGUGGCAGUGGUCUGAUCAAUGGAGUCUCUUCUUUAGAAACUGGGCAGCAGUACAACCAUCAACAUCUGGUGAUUGUGUUGCCAUGUCAACAACUGACUCUGGAAAAUGGACUCAAUACAGCUGUGAUCAUCAGCGUCCUUUUAUCUGCUAUGGACGGCCCAAACUUCAUCGCCAUUAUCUCUAUGUAAAUAAUAAAAUGUCUUGGUCAGAAGCUCAGAGUUACUGCAGAGAGAGGUUUACUGAUCUGGCUACUGUAGACUCUAUGAAUGAUGUGAACAAGUUGAUGAAUACAGUGAAGUCUUGGUAUAGCGGGUCAUUGUGGAUUGGACUGAAGAGGACGACACAGAGUCGAUGGCUCUGGUCUUCAGGUUAUGACACUCUUAAGCAGUUCAGUGGAUGGCAGUCAGGAGAACCUAAUGGUGAUCCAGCAUGUGUGUUUUUCGCCAAUGGAUUUUGGAGUAAAUAUUCGUGCUCAAAUCGUUUAUUCUUUGUGUGCUAUAAUGGUAUUGGAAACAUUGUGAUUCCAAUUUGGAAUAACUGGACAGAUGCUCAGAGUUACUGUAGACAGUAUCACACCGAUCUGGCCACCAUCAGCAGUCCUGAGGAACAAAAGCAGCUGUAUAGUGUGGUUGGAAAUGGGCCAUGGGUCUGGAUCGGUCUGUUCUUUGACUCUUGGCAGUGGUCUGAUCAAUGGAGUCUCUUUAAUUUCAGAUACUGGGAGACAGGAUACACAUCCCUGAGUUCUGGAUCUGGUAACUGUGUUGCCAUGUCCACAACUGACUCUGGGAAAUGGAUUCAGGACAGCUGUGAUCUUCACCGUCCUUUUCUCUGCUAUGGACGGCCCAAACCUCUUUAUCGACCUCAUCACUACAUCAACACUAGAAUGUCUUGGUCAGAAGCUCAGAUUUACUGCAGAGAGAGAUUCACUGAUCUGGCUACUGUAGACUCUAUAGAUGAUGUGAACAGGAUGAUAAAUAAAGUGAAUGAUGGAUACAGUACAUCAGUGUGGAUUGGACUGAAGAGGGCGACACAGAGUCGAUGGGGAUGGUCUAUGGGAGACACUCUUACACAGUACACUGGAUGGAAGUCAGGAAAACCUAAUGGUGAUGGAGUAUGCGGCGAACUUAACAGUGGAGAAUGGAACGAUCUUCCAUGCAGCACAAAUUAUAGUUUUGUGUGCUACAAUGAAACUAUUGGAAACAUCCUGAUACAGACUCUGAAAAACUGGAGAGAUGCUCAGAGUUACUGCAGACAGUAUCACACUGAUCUGGCCACCAUCAGCAGCCCUGAGGAGCAACAACAGCUGUAUAAUCUUGCUGGAUAUACCUCACAUGUCUGGAUCGGUCUGUUCUCUGACUCUUGGCAGUGGUCUGAUCAAUGGAGUCUCUUCUUUAGAAACUGGGCAGCAGGACAACCAUCAACAUCUGGUGAAUGUGUUGCCAUGUCAACAACAGACUCUGGGAAAUGGGCUCAUGACAGCUGUAAUCUGAAACGUCCAUUUUUCUGCCAUGGAUGGCCCAAACCUUUAUAUCGACAUUAUCACUAUAUAAAUGAAAGUAGGUCAUGGUCAGACGCUCAGAGUUACUGCAGAGAGAGGUUCACUGAUCUGGCAACUGUAGACUCUAUAGAUGAUGUGAACAGGACGGUGAAUACAGUGAAUGAUGGAUACAGUGGAUCAGUGUGGAUUGGACUGAAGAGGGCGACACAGAGUCGAUGGGUCUGGUCGAUGGAGAACAACACACUCUCUCAGUAUAUUAACUGGAAAGCAGGAGAGCCAAACUUUGAUGGAGAGUGUGUAGGGAGUUCUAAUGGAAGUUGGUUUGAUGAAACAUGCUCAACUUUACUUCCAUUUGUGUGUUACAAUAGCACCGCUGGUUUUAUUUUUAUUAAUAUGACUCUGACUUGGAGAGAUGCUCAGAAUUACUGCAGACAACAUCACACUGACUUGGCGAGUGUCAGCAGUGCAGAGCAACAGCGUCUGAUCAAUGAUAAAUCAUCAGUCUGGAUCGGUCUGUUUCUACACUCCUGGCAGUGGUCUGAUGAUUGGAGUCUCAGUUUCAGAUAUUGGACAACGGGACAACCAUCCAACAGUUCAGCAUCUGGUAACUGUGUUGCCAUGACAACAAAUGACUCUGGAAAAUGGGUUUAUGACAACUGUGACCAAAAGUUUCCCUUUAUUUGCCAUGGACGGCCUAAACCUCUUUAUCGACUGUAUCACUACAUAAACACCACACUGUCAUGGUCAGAAGCUCAGAGUUACUGCAGAGAGAGAUUCACUGAUCUGGCUACUGUAGACUCUAUGAAUGAUGUGAACAGGACGAUAAAUAAAGUGAAUGAUGGAUACAGUGGAUCAGUGUGGAUCGGUCUGAAGAGGGCAACACGGAGUCGAUGGGGAUGGUCUAAUGGUGAUGACAGCUACACACAGUACAGAGGGUGGGGUACAGGAGAACCUCAUGGUGAUGGAGAAUGUUGCGAACUUAAGAAUGGAGCUUGGAACGAUCUUCCAUGUAGUACAGAUUUUGGUUUUGUGUGCUACAAUGAAACUAUUGGAAACAUCCUGAUAAAGACUCUGAAAAACUGGACAGAUGCUCAGAGUUACUGCAGACAGUAUCACACUGAUCUGGCCACCAUCAGCAGCCCUGAGGAGCAACAACAGCUGUAUAAUCUUGCUAGAAAUGUUUCACGGGUCUGGAUCGGUCUGUUCUCUGACUCGUGGCAGUGGUCUGAUCAAUGGAGUCUCUUCUUUAGAAACUGGGCAGCAGUACAACCAUCAACAUCUGGUGAUUGUGUUGCCAUGUCAACAACUGACUCUGGAAAAUGGACUCAAUACAGCUGUGAUCAUCAGCGUCCUUUUAUCUGCUAUGGACGGCCCAAACUUCAUCGCCAUUAUCUCUAUGUAAAUAAUAAAAUGUCUUGGUCAGAAGCUCAGAGUUACUGCAGAGAGAGGUUUACUGAUCUGGCUACUGUAGACUCUAUGAAUGAUGUGAACAAGUUGAUGAAUACAGUGAAGUCUUGGUAUAGCGGGUCAUUGUGGAUUGGACUGAAGAGGACGACACAGAGUCGAUGGCUCUGGUCUUCAGGUUAUGACACUCUUAAGCAGUUCAGUGGAUGGCAGUCAGGAGAACCUAAUGGUGAUCCAGCAUGUGUGUUUUUCGCCAAUGGAUUUUGGAGUAAAUAUUCGUGCUCAAAUCGUUUAUUCUUUGUGUGCUAUAAUGGUAUUGGAAACAUUGUGAUUCCAAUUUGGAAAAACUGGACAGAUGCUCAGAGUUACUGUAGACAGUAUCACACCGAUCUGGCCACCAUCAGCAGUCCUGAGGAACAAAAGCAGCUGUAUAGUGUGGUUGGAAAUGGGCCAUGGGUCUGGAUCGGUCUGUUCUUUGACUCUUGGCAGUGGUCUGAUCAAUGGAGUCUCUUUAAUUUCAGAUACUGGGAGACAGGAUACACAUCCCUGAGUUCUGGAUCUGGUAACUGUGUUGCCAUGUCCACAACUGACUCUGGGAAAUGGAUUCAGGACAGCUGUGAUCUUCACCGUCCUUUUCUCUGCUAUGGACGGCCCAAACCUCUUUAUCGACCUCAUCACUACAUCAACACUAGAAUGUCUUGGUCAGAAGCUCAGAUUUACUGCAGAGAGAGAUUCACUGAUCUGGCUACUGUAGACUCUAUAGAUGAUGUGAACAGGAUGAUAAAUAAAGUGAAUGAUGGAUACAGUACAUCAGUGUGGAUUGGACUGAAGAGGGCGACACAGAGUCGAUGGGGAUGGUCUAUGGGAGACACUCUUACACAGUACACUGGAUGGAAGUCAGGAAAACCUAAUGGUGAUGGAGUAUGCGGCGAACUUAACAGUGGAGAAUGGAACGAUCUUCCAUGCAGCACAAAUUAUAGUUUUGUGUGCUACAAUGAAACUAUUGGAAACAUCCUGAUACAGACUCUGAAAAACUGGAGAGAUGCUCAGAGUUACUGCAGACAGUAUCACACUGAUCUGGCCACCAUCAGCAGCCCUGAGGAGCAACAACAGCUGUAUAAUCUUGCUGGAUAUACCUCACAUGUCUGGAUCGGUCUGUUCUCUGACUCUUGGCAGUGGUCUGAUCAAUGGAGUCUCUUCUUUAGAAACUGGGCAGCAGGACAACCAUCAACAUCUGGUGAAUGUGUCGCCAUGUCAACAACAGACUCUGGGAAAUGGGCUCAUGACAGCUGUAAUCUGAAACGUCCAUUUUUCUGCCAUGGAUGGCCCAAACCUUUAUAUCGACAUUAUCACUAUAUAAAUGAAAGUAGGUCAUGGUCAGACGCUCAGAGUUACUGCAGAGAGAGGUUCACUGAUCUGGCAACUGUAGACUCUAUAGAUGAUGUGAACAGGACGGUGAAUACAGUGAAUGAUGGAUACAGUGGAUCAGUGUGGAUUGGACUGAAGAGGGCGACACAGAGUCGAUGGGUCUGGUCGAUGGAGAACAACACACUCUCUCAGUAUAUUAACUGGAAAGCAGGAGAGCCAAACUUUGAUGGAGAGUGUGUAGGGAGUUCUAAUGGAAGUUGGUUUGAUGAAACAUGCUCAACUUUACUUCCAUUUGUGUGUUACAACGGCACCGCUGGUUUUAUUUUUAUUAAUAUGACUCUGACUUGGAGAGAUGCUCAGAAUUACUGCAGACAACAUCACACUGACUUGGCGAGUGUCAGCAUUGCAGAGCAACAGCGUCUGAUCAAUGAUAAAUCAUCAGUCUGGAUCGGUCUGUUUCUACACUCAUGGCAGUGGUCUGAUGAUUGGAGUCUCAGUUUCAGAUAUUGGACAACGGGACAACCAUCCAACAGUUCAGCAUCUGGUAACUGUGUUGCCAUGACAACAAAUGACUCUGGAAAAUGGGUUUAUGACAACUGUGACCAAAAGUUUCCCUUUAUUUGCCAUGGACGGCCUAAACCUCUUUAUCGACUGUAUCACUACAUAAACACCACACUGUCAUGGUCAGAAGCUCAGAGUUACUGCAGAGAGAGGUUCACUGAUCUGGCUACUGUAGACUCUAUGAAUGAUGUGAACAGGACGAUAAAUAAAGUGAAUGAUGGAUACAGUGGAUCAGUGUGGAUCGGUCUGAAGAGGGCAACACGGAGUCGAUGGGGAUGGUCUAAUGGUGAUGACACCUACACACAGUACAGAGGGUGGGGUACAGGAGAACCUCAUGGUGAUGGAGAAUGUUGCGAACUUAAGAAUGGAGCUUGGAACGAUCUUCCAUGUAGUACAGAUUUUGGUUUUGUGUGCUACAAUGAAACUAUUGGAAACAUCCUGAUAAAGACUCUGAAAAACUGGACAGAUGCUCAGAGUUACUGCAGACAGUAUCACACUGAUCUGGCCACCAUCAGCAGCCCUGAAGAGCAACAACAGCUGUAUAAUCUUGCUAGAAAUGUUUCACGGGUCUGGAUCGGUCUGUUCUCUGACCCGUGGCAGUGGUCUGAUCAAUGGAGUCUCUUCUUUAGAAACUGGGCAGCAGUACAACCAUCAACAUCUGGUGAUUGUGUUGCCAUGUCAACAACUGACUCUGGAAAAUGGACUCAAUACAGCUGUGAUCAUCAGCGUCCUUUUAUCUGCUAUGGACGGCCCAAACUUCAUCGCCAUUAUCUCUAUGUAAAUAAUAAAAUGUCUUGGUCAGAAGCUCAGGGUUACUGCAGAGAGAGGUUUACUGAUCUGGCUACUGUAGACUCUAUGAAUGAUGUGAACAAGUUGAUGAAUACAGUGAAGUCUUGGUAUAGCGGGUCAUUGUGGAUUGGACUGAAGAGGACGACACAGAGUCGAUGGCUCUGGUCUUCAGGUUAUGACACUCUUAAGCAGUUCAGUGGAUGGCAGUCAGGAGAACCUAAUGGUGAUCCAGCAUGUGUGUUUUUCGCCAAUGGAUUUUGGAGUAAAUAUUCAUGCUCAAAUCGUUUAUUCUUUGUGUGCUAUAAUGGUAUUAGAAACAUUGUGAUUCCAAUUUGGAAAAACUGGACAGAUGCUCAGAGUUACUGUAGACAGUAUCACAUCGAUCUGGCCACCAUCAGCAGUCCUGAGGAACAAAAGCAGCUGUAUAGUGUGGUUGGAAAUGGGCCAUGGGUCUGGAUCGGUCUGUUCUUUGACUCUUGGCAGUGGUCUGAUCAAUGGAGUCUCUUUAAUUUCAGAUACUGGGCGACAGGAUACACAUCCCUGAGUUCUGGAUCUGGUCACUGUGUUGCCAUGUCCACAACUGACUCUGGGAAAUGGAUUCAAAACAGCUGUGAUGAAAAGUUUCCCUUUAUCUGUUACGGAAAUGAUGAGUUAAUUAAAAGGCAGAUUGGUAAACUGCUUUUGUCAUGUGAUGUGUUACGAUCCCCUGCUAAAAAAUGCAGUUCUGGUGAGCCUUUACUCAAGACAGCAAUUUUAAAUAAGAUUGCAGAGAUUAAUGGGGCUGUAUAGCAAGACAAUGAGCUGGAGAACGGAUGAAGAUGGAGAUGUGUUUCACCUGGAAAGCUUUUAAAAAAUACUUGUGAUGGGAAUUAUUAAUACUUAACUUUAUUUACAUUUAGAUAUAUUCAGUUUUCAUUUAUGAAUCAAGUAAUCACUAAAUAUCUUCUAAAAAUGUACUUUUAAACAUAUAUUUCUUUUUUAAUUGUGCCUGUUAUGGUUGACGUUUUUUAACAUCUUUUUUAAACCAAAAUUUUCAAAGAUACUUCAAAAGUAGUACUACUAGCAUAUUUUUUUCAAUAGCAUUGAUA